Molecule: messenger RNA, 2123 nt
Organism: Symbiodinium pilosum
Lineage: Eukaryota; Dinophyceae; Suessiales; Symbiodiniaceae
Source: the annotation of a GenBank genome assembly
GCAUUUGCGUUUUGGCGAUGCUCCUCAGCACGGCAAGUGCUGCCCGCCACGAUGUCAUGCGCGUGCAGCAGCAUCGCGCGAGUGCGGAGGCAGAGGGCAAAAUGGUUCCCCGCGAGAUCAACUUGGCCUUGCGAAGGGCACAAAAGAGCGCACAGGAGAGGUUGGUGGACUUGGAGAAGGCCGAGGCUACCGCCAGUGCUGCGAAGGAAAACGCGGCAUCGGCAGCAACAACCAAAAUGUCGCUCAUGGAGGAUGUGAAGGCCAAGACCACUCAACAGCAGGCUCAGGUCGAGAGGAGCCGCCAGGCAAUGACCGACGCUGAGGAAGCUGCCUCAAAGCACCUCAACCACGCAGGAGACUUUGAGGAUGCAUUGGCCAAGUGGAAUGGCUUUAGCAAAGACGUGGAGGGGAUGCAAGAGAACGUGACCAGGAUGGAGGAUAAGUUGGAUGCCAAGACGAGAGAGCGAGAUGCUGCAGAGGAGGACAUGAUGGGCAAGAAGGGCGUCGUGCUGUCCGCCAACAAGAUGAAGGACGAAGCCGCAAAAGCAGCUGCUGAUGCCGACCAGGAGGCUCAAAAAGCACAGCAGGAGUUGCGAAGUCUCCAGGCCACCUUCGACAAGGCUGUCUUCAAGGCUGCCAAGGCUGAGGCAGAGUCGAAGGAGGCCGAUGGAGUUGCCCGCAAUGCCAAGAACGAUCAUGAUGAUGGAAAGAGGACCGUGGAGCUGAUUCAGAAGCUUCGAAUGGCCGUGGAAGCCUUCUACGGAGCGGUUGAUGAAUUUGCGUACAGCGAUGCUCCUACAGGCCAGAGCGAGGUUGUCAAGGACCCUCAGUUGAGGGCCGCAUAUGAGAAGUACAACGACAUGGCAACCAUCUUCGCAGAGUUGCACAAGUUCUCUCCCGACACGUACCAGAAGGUCAAGCCAUCCCUUGAGGAGAUCAACAGGAACUACCAGGAAUCGAUUGCCACGAAGUGCGACCCAACUGGCGAGCUGUCUGACGAAGACGGGGAGCCACUGCCGGGCUUCGAGGAGCAUUGUGAAACGGAAAAAUGGCGUAUGCGGCCUCCUGCUCGUUUCUUGAAGUUCACGGAAGUUGCAAAAGCGAGGCUUCAAGCCGUGGAUGGGAAGAUUCUGGUGGCCAUCGUCUUGCCUCCUGCAAUGGACACUUGUGUGCCUGUUGUAGAACUUGCGCCUCCUCGAUUUGACGUGGACACGCAGAAGCAUGAAUUCUGUGCCUAUCUGGAAGAACACGGAUACGCGGUGGUGGCAGACGUUGCCAGUUGUGCAGAUGUGGCAACUGCCCGAUCCUUGAUGUGGGAUUUCUUGGAGGCUUUUCCGCAAACAAAGGUACGACGAGAUGACGUAAAGACUUGGGAUGACAGGUAUGACUGGCUACCCAACCCUAGCAAUGGCAUUCUGCAUGGCUUCGGUUUUGGCCAAUCCGACUUCAUGUGGCACCUGCGGCUGCUUCCAAAGGUGAAGGCUGCCUUUGCUGCAAUAUGGCGAACUGACGAUCUCUUGGUAUCCUUCGAUGGCGGAAACAUAUUCCGGCCCUGGAGAUACAAACGAGAUUGGCUGACCGCAGGAGGCUGGUUUCAUUGUGAUCAGAAUGCACGGUUCGAGGACAGCAAGGGCAAAGUUUGCGUACAGGGUCUUGUCACACUGUUUGAUGCCAAUGCCGAAUCGGGUGGUCUCGUGGUGAUUCCUGGAAGCCAUCGCUGCCAUGAAGCCAUCUGCAAAAGGAGUGUGUUGGCCAAGCGGGCUGGUGACUUCGUGCCGAUUGCUUUGGACGAUCCAAUCCUGAAGCAGGGGGCCGUUCUCCUCCGUGCUCAAGCAGGAGACCUGUUGCUGUGGGACUCGCGCACAGUCCACUGCAACACGCCUUCCCUCACUGCUUCGGAGGUUGAAGUUGACCCUGUUCCUCGACCUGAUGGCUGGCAACCAAUCCGUCAGGUUGGGUAUGUUUGCAUGACACCACGCAAGUUCGCUUCUCGGGAAGUGCUGGAAAAGCGAAAGGAUGCCUUUGUCAACAAUGGCAGCACAAGCCACUGGCCCCACAAGUUCGUCUCUGGUGGUUAUCCGCUACCGACUGCAGUGCCAAAUGACCCCCAGAAGAUCUCUGAG